AGCUCAGCCUAGUAACGAUCGGCACCGAACACUACAAUGCAGUCCUGGACAAGAAACACUUGCAAGGCAAACGAUUUUUGGAUCAAAUUGAACCACGAGAUCCCAUCGGGGCAGCAGACGUGGCCCGUGCCGAUCCGUCUACUUAUACGGGCGGCGCGAAGAUAGAGAGAGAGAGAGAGAGAGAGAGAGAGAGGCAGCAAUGGCGGAGGAGGGGAAGCAGCAGCUGCGGUCGUUCGUGGAGGUGCCCCGGGGGUCGCACUUCCCAAUCCAGAACCUUCCCUUCGGGGUCUUCCGCCGGCCGGGGCAGCCGCCGCGGCCCGCCGUCGCCAUCGGCGACUUCGCGCUCGACCUCGCCGCCGUCGCCGACGCCGGGCUCUUCGACGGGUCCGUCCUCUCCGGCUCCCCAUGCUUCCACCAGGAGACGCUCAACAUGUUCUUGGGGAUGGGGCGGCCGGCGUGGAAGGAGGCGCGCGCCACGCUCCAGAGGAUCCUCUCAGCGGAUGAGCCAGUCUUGCGUGACAAUGAGGCCUUGAGGAAGAAGUGUUUGGUGCCAAUGAGUGAUAUAGAGAUGCUUCUACCAAUGACAGUAGGAGCCUACACAGACUUCUUUUGUUCUGUGCACCAUGCAAGGAAUUGCGGGUUUAUAUUCCGUGGGCCACAGACUCCAAUUAAUCCGAAUUGGUUUCAUCUUCCAAUAGGUUACAAUGGACGGGCAUCAUCUGUAGUUGUGUCUGGAACAGAUGUUAUUCGACCCAGAGGACAAGGCCAUCCAACAGGGAACUCCACACCUUAUUUUGGUCCUUCUCAGAAGCUUGAUUUUGAACUUGAGAUGGCUGCAGUUGUUGGUCCAGGGAAUGAAUUGGGCAAACCUAUUGAUAUUAAUGAUGCUGAAGAACAUAUCUUCGGCCUAGUGUUAAUGAAUGAUUGGAGUGCCAGAGAUAUCCAGGCUUGGGAGACUAUACCUCUUGGACCUUUCCUUGGGAAAAGCUUCAGUACAACAAUAUCACCUUGGAUUGUCACUCUUGAUGCUUUAAAGCCUUUUUCCUGUGAGGCUCCUAAGCAGGAACCUGAGCCUUUGCCUUACUUAGCUGAAAAGAAUCACAUAAAUUACGACAUUCCUCUUGAAGUCUGGAUUAAGCCCAAAGAUCAAAGUGAUGCAUCAGUUGUGGCAAAGACUAAUUUCAAACAUUUGUAUUGGACGGUGACGCAGCAGCUAGCACACCACACUGUCAAUGGAUGCAACAUGAGACCAGGGGAUAUAUUUGCAACUGGCACACUCAGUGGACCUGAACCUGACUCUCUGGGGUGUCUGCUGGAGCUAACAUGGAAUGGGCAGAAGGAGAUACCAGUUGGAAAUUCGACCCGCAAGUUUCUAGAAGAUGGAGACGAAGUCAUCUUGACAGGCUGUUGCAAGGGUGAAGACUACAACAUUGGAUUUGGAACCAGCACAGGGAAGAUUCUGCCGGCACUUCCAUGAGCCAAAUGCCUUCACUUCGAUUCUGCAGUGUCUGAAUAAUCACAAAAGAGAGCAUGCAGCGAAUCUAGCAAGCUGCUGAGCAUCUUUAUGUGAUGGAAUUAAAUAUUAGGGAUUGUUUUCCUGGAUUGUAGAAUAGGAAACUGGUAUUCUCUAGUGCAAUAAAAUUGAUUCUAUGUCAUGUUUUGGUA
Messenger RNA from Phragmites australis (common reed), 1665 nucleotides. Its product is annotated as fumarylacetoacetase. Gene Ontology annotation, molecular function: fumarylacetoacetase activity. The transcript has 14 exons. The record is from RefSeq and is a predicted model, not a curated record. Lineage: Eukaryota; Viridiplantae; Streptophyta; Magnoliopsida; Poales; Poaceae. Gene Ontology annotation, biological process: homogentisate catabolic process; L-phenylalanine catabolic process; L-tyrosine catabolic process. The coding region runs from base 200 to 1477 and encodes 425 amino acids.